Molecule: messenger RNA, 851 nt
Organism: Lathyrus oleraceus (garden pea)
Lineage: Eukaryota; Viridiplantae; Streptophyta; Magnoliopsida; Fabales; Fabaceae
Product: protein GLUTAMINE DUMPER 5-like
Exons: 1
Coding region: 188-481 (97 amino acids)
Biological process (GO): regulation of amino acid export
Source: RefSeq, a predicted model, not a curated record
AAAAUUUGAAGUAAGAAAUAAACAGAAAUUUCUACCACAAUUCCACUUGUGGGCCAUUUACGUGCAACUUCAUAAAUCAUAGAACUUCCAUUCAUUGUGUUGCUUUAACAUGCACUAUAAAUUAAUUCCCUCUUUUUUAAUCGAGGAAAUUUUUUUGUUUUCUUUUGUAAGUGUUAGUAAUUGAAAUAUGGAUGUAGCUGCUGGUGGUGGUUUCAAAAACGUUGCUUCUCCUAUUCCUUACAUUUUUGGUAGCAUAGUUCUCAUGCUUGCAAUUGUAACAUUUGCAUUAGUUAUUCUAGCUUGUUCUUGUCAAGAAAAUUCAUCAUCUACCAUUUUAUCAAACGAAGAUAAAUCUAUGAAGAAUGUGGAAAUGGUGGUGGAUUUAGAGCCUAAGAUUGUUGUCAUUAUGGCUGGAGAUAGUAACCCUACAUACUUGGCUAAACCUGUUUCAUCAACAUGCCAUAGUGAAGAAAUGGUUUAGACCUAAGCAAGUUUUUAAAUUGGGAUUGUCUCGCGGUUACGAUGCGGAUAUUAUAUUGUGGAAAACGUUGCUGAUUCAUUCAAACUUACAGUUAUGGAAAAUUCAAACCAUGGAAGUAUGUCAUAAUUGAAAUCAUCAGCACAAUGGACGGAAAAUAAAGAAGAAAUAAAAAUAUCUAUUAUUAAUGUUUCCUUGUCCAUUGAUGCUUAUUUGUAUCAUGUAUUUAAACUCAUGAUGAUUGUGUGAGAUGUGAAAUCUUAGAGUAGAAAUUAUAUGAAGUAUAUGUGAUUGUUUUAGAUUUUGUAGGAAUGAUUUUGAAAUAAUUUAUUUAUUAAAGUUUGGUUUUUUUGAUAGUAAAGUUGAAUUGGUU